Messenger RNA from Archocentrus centrarchus (flier cichlid), 3185 nucleotides. RefSeq names its product solute carrier family 6 member 22, tandem duplicate 2 (gene slc6a22.2). Gene Ontology annotation, cellular component: cell projection; plasma membrane. Gene Ontology annotation, biological process: nitrogen compound transport; amino acid transport; sodium ion transmembrane transport. The transcript is spliced from 14 exons. Bases 1035 to 2846 code for a protein of 603 amino acids. Gene Ontology annotation, molecular function: gamma-aminobutyric acid:sodium:chloride symporter activity. NCBI's taxonomy places the organism in Eukaryota, Metazoa, Chordata, Actinopteri, Cichliformes, Cichlidae. The record is from RefSeq and is a predicted model, not a curated record.
AGUGUGUCAAAUGCUUUUAAGACAUAGUUGCGGGCCGGUCUAAGCCAAAAAUGCCAGGGCCAAUUUUUUGUCCCCGUCCAGCCCUGAGUGGAGGACAAAAGAAGAAGUGGUAGGUCUUAAAAACAAUAACAACAGCCAACCAACCAACCAACGAAAGAAAGAAAAAUCCAGCAAAGACCCAACACAAGACCUGACAGAUGCAUUUGGCCCUUUAACUGAUCUAUCUACUGUCCACUGAAACCUCAUGAGUGAUAUGGCCUCAGUAGAAGGAUGGCUGCCAAGAAGCAGUUCUCAAGGAAGGGAAACAGGGAGAAAAGGCUGAGGUACACCAAAUGACACAAGAACUGGAAUGAAAAUUAGUGGCUAUGGGUCUUGUCUGGAGUGAUGAAUCCAAAUUUGAAAAUUCUGGUUCAAAUCAUGGUUGAGGAGCUCAGAGGGGUAUAACAGUAAGUAUAUAAAGCCAUCUGUAAAACACAGUGGAGGCUUUGUCAUGGUUUGGGGCUGCAUUUCAGAUAGUGGUUUUUGGGAGCUUUUCAAAAUUCAUGGAAAUAUGAAUUCAGAAAAGUAUAAUCAGAUUUUGAUCCACAAUGCAAAACUAUCUGGAUAACAUCUGAUUGGCACCAGCUUAAUUUUUUUCAGCAUGACAAUAAUCCCAAACACACACUAGAAAAAAGGGGAGAGGUGGCUCAAGACUUUUGCACACUACUGUAUAAUGACUUGAUCCCUUUACUUUUCAUCAUCGGGUUCUUACUUUGAUUUAUUACCAAAUACUUGCAUGACUAAUGUGAUUCCCAUCAGCCUCAGCUGUAACUUGUUUCUUGUGCUAAUUCGCAAACUCUUGGAUAACUCUUGACUUUUGUUUCACAAGUUGUCUGUCCAUCUUUUGGUCUUCCUCAAACAGUACAGGGUAUCACUGGGUAUGUUGGAUGUUGACAUAUAUCUACAUCUGUUGUUUAUUGUAGUGUAUAUUAACAUAUGCUGAUUUAAUCUUUAAAGAGCUGAAAUAGACCAAAGAACAGAACUCCAUAGUGAAAAUGAAUGUGAUGAACCCUGGGAACAGCCUGGGACACACUGAGCCCAAACCUCCAGAGAGAGAGCAGUGGGCCAGUAAGCUGGAGUUCAUCCUGGCAGUAGCCGGACACAUUAUUGGGCUGGGAAAUGUCUGGAGGUUUCCAUACCUUUGCUACAAAAAUGGAGGAGGGGCUUUCUUCAUUCCUUAUGUUUUGUUUUUGUUCACCUGUGGCAUCCCACUCUUUUUCCUGGAGACAUCUUUGGGCCAGUACACCAGCCAGGGUGGAAUAACAUGUUGGAGAAAAAUCUGCCCACUGUUUGAAGGUUUAGGUUACGGAAGCCAAGUGGUUGUUUUGUACACUGGAAUGUAUUACAUCAUUAUACUGGCUUGGACGUUUCUCUACCUGUUUUCGUCCUUCGGGGCUGAACUUCCAUGGGCGAGCUGUCACAACAGUUGGAACACAAAUGGCUGCUUUGAACAUGGUCAAAAUCAAACGUUUCCUGUUGACCCAUAUGGAAACAGUACAUCUUCAGUUGUUGAAUUUUGGGAGAGGAGAAUUUUGGGCCUGUCUGAUGGAAUAGAUCAAAUUGGUAAUAUCCGUUGGGACCUGGCCCUUUGUCUACUUCUUGCCUGGGUUUUGUGUUAUUUCUGUAUCUGGAAUGGAGUGAAGACCACAGGAAAGGUGGUGUACUUUACCGCCACAUUUCCAUACGUGAUGCUGGUGGUGUUGCUGGUUCGUGGUCUCACAUUAUCUGGAGCCAAAGAUGGAAUUAUCUUCUACCUCUACCCAGACCCAUCUCGUCUCACUGAUCCAGAGGUAUGGAUGGAUGCAGGCAGUCAAAUUUUCUAUUCCUAUGGAGUUUGCACAGGUGUUCUGACAUCAUUAGGAAGUUACAACAAGUACAACAACAACUGCUACAGGGAUUGUGUUUACCUUUGCCUGUUAAACAGUUUAACCAGUUUUGUAGCUGGUUUUGCCAUAUUCUCUGUACUUGGUUUCAUGGCAAAAGAACAAGGUUUGGAUAUAUCGAUGGUAGCUGAAUCAGGACCUGGAUUGGCAUUUAUUGCUUAUCCUCGUGCUGUGGCUUUAAUGCCGCUUCCUCAGCUCUGGGCGAUUUUCUUCUUCAUCAUGGUCAUCUUUCUGGGAUUAGAUAGUGAGUUUGUAUAUCAAGAGGCGCUGGCCACAACAAUCUCUGACAUGUACCCUUCCUUCUUUCAAAACAACUGUUGCCGUAAACUCCUUCUUCUUGGCAUUUGUGUUGGAAGCUUCCUUGUUGGCCUUCUGAUGGUAACAGAGGGAGGCCUUUAUAUUUUUCAGCUGUUCGACUACUAUGCCUGCAGUGGGAUGACUCUCCUACUUUUUGCUAUUAUUCAGUCUCUCUGUAUAGGAUGGGUCUAUGGUGGAGAUCGUCACUAUGACAAUAUACAGGACAUGAUUGGGUAUCGACCAUGGCCUUUAAUGAAAUAUUGUUGGCAGUACUUCACACCAGCUAUCUGUACUUGCACGUUUCUCUUCUCCCUGGUCAAAUAUACCCCACUCAAAUUCAACAACACCUAUGAGUAUCCCUGGUGGGGCUAUGCCAUUGGAGGCUUUUUUACUCUCUCCUCAACACUCAUGGUUCCUCUGUGGAUGUUGUAUUCAGUGUGUGUCACUCCAGGAACACUGAGACAGAGACUGAAACUUCUGUGCACGCCAGCAAAGGACUUACCUACUGCAGGACUGAAGAAAGCAUUAAACCAUGAAGCAUUUCAGACUUUCACAGACUUGCACACGCUGCGUAAGACAGCAAGUCCAGAUGGAGAUGAACUAACACAGGGAUCGUCUAUUAUAUAAACUGCAAGAAAAAAUGAACUAAAAUACAGCCACAGCAGCAAAAAAUACAUAUCACAGUUAUAUUUAAAAUUAAUUACUUAAAUACCUCUAAACAUCAUCUGCUAAAUGUCCAGCAAUAAAAUACCAGCGAGAUUCUGAGUAAAAAAUAUUGCUCUUCUGUCAAACUUUAUUGCCCUGGAUUUAUAUUUUGCUACCCUGUCUUUUCAUUUGGGGGGGUUCCUGUAAAAAAGACUUGGAAACACCACUGAAGGUGGAAAAAAGUCCCUCCAACAACCCUGAUCAUUGAAAAUGAUCAUCAAUCAAACAUGAUACUGUAAAGGACAAUUUUUUUGUAGAAGA